UAACCCAAAUUUUUUUUCGAACUAAUUUUUUCUAAUAUUUUCAAUGUUUAUGAUUUAUACUUAGAAGUUAGAAGUAUUUAUUAACUUUAUUAUUCAAUAGCACAGCGAACUAAUGUUCAAGGCUCUAUGUUGUGUACUCGCGUUCUGUGCAAUGAGAUACUUAUUUUGUAGAAGUAUAAAUUCAAAACUACCGAUACUUUCAGAUUAAAAAAUGGACUAAAUAAGCAAAUUCAAACAUGUGACUUUCUGUAGUGUUCAAGCUGGUAAAUAAAGUUGAAGAAGAUGCACUACUUUUAAGGAAAACUUGGUAUUUGAGGUGAAGAAAUAAGCAAAUCCGACAAAACCCAACAAGAAAGGAGUAGGAUUGAGGGUAAAAAUGAGAAAUCUUUCAAGUAUUUCUGUAGUUUUAAUGGUGUUUUGUUAUGGGUUUUUGUGUAAUGCUGAUUUGCUUGAGGAUGAUAUGAGAGCAUUGUUGGAUUUCGUGAAUAAAGUACCUCAUUUACAUGCUCUAAAUUGGAGUAUAAGUUCUCCAAUUUGUAGUAAUUGGACAGGAAUUACUUGUAAUGCUGAUUCAACCCGUGUGAUUGGGGUUCGAUUACCGGCUGUUGGGUUUAGUGGGGAGAUUCCAGCUAAUACGAUUGGGCGGCUAUCGGCCUUACAAGUAUUGAGCCUUAGAUCGAAUCAAAUCAGUGGUACAUUCCCUUCUGAGUUUAGUAAUUUCAAAAAUUUAUCAAUGUUGUUUCUUCAGUUUAAUAACUUUUCUGGUCCAUUGCCUGAUGAUUUCUCUGCUUGGGAGAAUCUGAAUGUACUAAAUUUGUCGAAUAAUCGUUUUGAUGGGAGUAUUCCCAAGUCGAUUUCAAGGUUAACCCAGCUUUCUGCUUUGGAUUUAGCUAAUAAUUCUCUAUCUGGUGAGAUUCCUGACUCAGAGUUACCCAGUUUACAAGUUUUGAAUGUAUCAAAUAACAAUCUUACUGGCUCUAUUCCGAAGUCAUUGGAAAGGUUUCCAAGAUCAGCAUUUGUAGGAAAUGAUGUUAGUUUAUCGAAUUCUUCGGUUGAGCAGUCUAAUAUGGCGCCCUUACCUGGGGUGAAGCCAUUGAAGACUAGGAAUUGGUGGAGGAAGGCUUGGUUUUUGGCAACUGUAAUUGUGUGUGGUGUUCUGGGGUUUGGAGCAUUUGGGUUUCUGUUCUUUGCUUGUUGUUUGAGAGGAAAGAGUGAGGAUUAUCAUGAUGGUUUUAGUCGGAAAUUUCCCAAGGGAAGCAUGUUCCCUGAGAAAGUAAUAUCGGAUAGCCAUGAUUCGAGGAAUAGACUCAUUUUCUUCGAGGGUUGUAGUUAUGCAUUCGAUUUGGAAGAUUUGCUUAGGUCUUCUGCUGAAAUUUUGGGUAAGGGGAGUUUCGGUAUGUCUUAUAAGGCGAUUUUGGAGGAUGCAAAUGUUGUGGUUGUGAAACGGUUGAGAGAAGUGAGCGCAGGGAAGCGAGAGUUUGAGCAACAGAUGGAUUUGAUUGGAAGCAUUAGGCAUGAAAAUGCUGUUGCACUUCGAGCUUUUUACUAUUCCAAAGAUGAAAAACUUAUGGUGAAUGAUUACUGCAGUCAAGGGAGUGUCUCCGCAAUGCUUCACACGCAAAGAGGAGAAGACCGGAUUCCUCUUCCUCUUGAUUGGGAAACACGGUUAAAGAUUACGUUAGGAGCUGCAAGAGGAAUUGCUCAUAUACACACAAUCAAUGGCGGAAAAUUCGUGCAUGGUAACAUUAGAUCAUCAAAUAUCUUCCUCAACAAUCAGAAAUACGGCUGUGUUUCAGAUUUUGGUUUAGCCACAGUAAUGAGCCCAUUAGCUCCACCUAUUGCUCAUGCUGCUGGGUAUAGAGCCCCUGAAGUGACAGACACUCGAAAGGCAACACAAUCAUCUGAUGUCUACAGUUUUGGAGUAUUUUUACUUGAGCUUCUUACUGGAAAGUCGCCAGUCCAUACGACUGUUGGUGAUGAACUCGUGCAUUUGGUUAGAUGGGUUCAUUCAGUAGUCCGAGAGGAGUGGACUGCUGAAGUAUUUGACCUCGAAAUCCUGAGAUAUCCACAUGUCGAAGAAGAAAUGGUCGAGAUGUUACAAAUAGCAUUGAGCUGUGUGGCUCGCGUUCCUGAUCAGAGACCGAGAAUGUGUGAUCUGGUAAAAAUGAUUGAGGAAGUUCGGCAUGCUCUUGCUGAGUUUCAUACUGAUACUGAGUCCGUGCCAAUUCCUCCACAAUAGACAGUUACUCUUGUUAUUUUGAUUCCUGUUUUUGAUUCAUAUUUGUUUCCUCGCGUCAUUCGAAUCAAUGGUAUCUAUGCUUUAUUUUUGGCCUAUAAUUUAGGAAGAAUUUAGAUCAAAUUCUGAGAUAGUUGAGUGUUCUUCCACCCUCAUAGUGUAGGUGUUUAGUUGUAGAAGAACAUGUUAUACUGAAGGACUUUUGUUCAUUGUGCACCCUUUCUGUUUGUUGAUGUUUGUUGUAAUUCCAUUUCAAGCAGUUUUGAAAUGAAUCUUUUAAUUUUUUUGUGAU
Amaranthus tricolor (Joseph's coat) is the source of this 2528-nucleotide messenger RNA. Its product is annotated as probable inactive receptor kinase At4g23740. Bases 377 to 2239 code for a protein of 620 amino acids. Gene Ontology annotation, biological process: protein phosphorylation. Lineage: Eukaryota; Viridiplantae; Streptophyta; Magnoliopsida; Caryophyllales; Amaranthaceae. Gene Ontology annotation, molecular function: protein binding; protein kinase activity; ATP binding. The transcript is spliced from 3 exons. The record is from RefSeq and is a predicted model, not a curated record.